Messenger RNA from Drosophila bipectinata, 776 nucleotides. RefSeq lists its product as uncharacterized. The record is from RefSeq and is a predicted model, not a curated record. NCBI's taxonomy places the organism in Eukaryota, Metazoa, Arthropoda, Insecta, Diptera, Drosophilidae.
UCUGAAAAGAGAAGAGAAUAAAACAGUCUUAAAGAAUCAUUUAAUCCAGUAGUCUAAGGGGUUUCUUUCGUCUAAUUUGUCUACUAUUUUUAAGAUUCUGUAAUAUUUUCAUAUGUAUAUUUAUCUUUCAAGUGCAAAAAUGUUUUGUGCUGGAUUGUUGCAACGUAGGUUGAGCCAACGUUUACCACAGUCGUUCGGUUUCAAUCCGAAAAAGUCCUUUUCUGACGAAAAAAAAGCACCGAAUGUAUUCCUUUGGGGCGGCGGUCUGGGCAAGCUCCAAGGCGGUCUGAAAGAGGAGGAGUAUUUCAUUUCUUUGACCCAAAGCCUGGUGAACAAAAUGCAGUCAAAGAAGGACGAAGUCGACUACAUGCCCAACUGGGACGAAUUCCAAAAGACUCUGGAUCACUCAUCUAUUGCCAACACAUCGUGCAUGAAUAAGCAUAAGAAUGUACUCGAGGAGGCUUUCUUUCUUAACGAGACUGCUGAUAACUUGAAAAUAUUACAUGACCGUGCCCAAGACGAAGCACAACAACGCGUCUUGAAUAACACUGCCACUGAUGUUAUGGAACAUCUCAAACCCGAUUCGCACACCAUAAAAUAGUUCCUUGUUUCUUAAUAAUGUUAGUUAUGCGUUCAUUUUUCGGAGCAAGUAGGCCUCGACGUUAAGGAAGCCCUACCAAUUGCCCAAUAAAAUCAAUAGUUACCGGUUAGAACAAUGAGUUUGGAAAUACAUUGCCAAUAUAAUAAAAAUUAUGCGUUUAAAAUUUGAAAAAAAA